AUGAAGAAGGCCGUCCUAAAAAGCAAAAAAGACAAACAAAUCGGCUUCAACGUCAAGUCAUCUGUGCAUAACUUGAGCAAAACUCAGCAGACCAAACUCACUGUGGGGAACCUGGGCCUAGGCCUGAUCGUCAUCCAGAAUGGGCCCUACCUCCAGAUCACCCACCUCAUCAGGAAGGGGGCUGCGGCCAGGGAUGGAAAACUCAAGCCAGGUGAUGUUCUGAUUAGUGUUGGCCAUGCCAACGUGUUAGGAUAUACUCUUCGAGAAUUUUUAAAACUUUUGCAACAAAUCACCAUAGGAACAGUGCUACAAAUCAAGAUUUACCGAGAUUUUAUUGAGAUACCCCAAGAAUGGCAAGAAAUCUCUGAUUUAAUCCCUGAGACCAAAUUCCCAGUAACACGCCCAACAAAGAAAACUGAGCAGGCAAAAGACAACCCUUUGGCAAGCAGUGAUGACAACGAAGAUGUAGUUUCAGAUAAGAAACUUAAGUAUUAUAAAUAUCCAGGGUCCACUGGGCCUCAGUCUGCAACGAGACCGAUGUCUAUCUCUAGAGAGUGGCAUGGAUAUAAAAAGAAGAACCGUACUAUCAGUGUAGGGAAAGACAUUAACUGUGACGUGAUGAUUCACAGAGACCACAAGAAGGAAGUGAGAGCCCCUUCUCCAUACUGGACAAUGGCGAAGCACGACAAUGAGAGCUCGUCCUCCUCCACAGCCUCCUCCAGCUCGGAUGCAUUCUGGCUGGAAGACUAUGCCCAGGCUGAAAAGUGCAAGGGUCAACCUGUCUCAAAAGUGGCUUAG
Molecule: messenger RNA, 798 nt
Organism: Odobenus rosmarus divergens (Pacific walrus)
Lineage: Eukaryota; Metazoa; Chordata; Mammalia; Carnivora; Odobenidae
Gene: PDZD9
Product: PDZ domain containing 9
Exons: 4
Coding region: 1-798 (265 amino acids)
Molecular function (GO): protein binding
Source: RefSeq, a predicted model, not a curated record